CGGUUUGGCUGGUUCCACUGAGGCUGACUAGGCGCGUACACGUCAAGCGCUGUUGCUGUUGUGUGCGAACUGCUCCAGCAAGGCUCUCUCAACGCGGCGCCUUUUUUCCUUCGAUCUUUGGAGAAGAUUGCGCGCGCGACCGCUGAAGCAGCCAUCGCAAGCGCAGUUCUUUUUUCUAGCACACAUUCGAACGCUCCGAGAAGUGAGGAUAAGACGUCAAUGGUGGCGCAAGUGACUCUCACCAUGGACCCUAUCACGCAACGUAUCGGCAUGAAGCAGGAGGCCCUGACGGAUGCGCUGCCCCGGGUGGUGGGCGCCGCAGGAACUGUGAAGCGCGCAGCCUCCAAGAUGCGCCCAUCUGCCAGAGCAAGCGACCUCACGAAUGUGUCGCCACAGGGGACGCAGCAGCAGUCGCCUCAAAAUGGGUGGAAUAUGGCUACCAUCAAGGAAGGUGGCAAGCGCGCCAAGCCUGAGGCUCCCAAGUUCUUGCUGCUGCUGUAUGAGAUCUUGGAGGUGGAGAGCUCCCGCGUGAUUCGAUGGUCCGAGGACGGUCUGGCGCUACAGAUUCUGGACCCUGUGACCGUCACGGAGCAGAUCCUGCCCAAGUACUUUAACCACACCAACUUUCACAGCUUCCAGCGCCAACUCAAUUACUUUGGCUUCCGCAAAUGGACCAAAUCCAAGACGGACAUUUGCACCUUUAGUCAUCCAUUCUUCCGAGAGAAUCAGCCUGAAUUGCUGCAUCAUAUUAAGCGCAAGAAAGCCCCACGACGAACGCCCGCCAGUGGAGCGAGCAGCACGCCAACCAGUGGCACCACGACUACAUCUGCGACAUCGACGUCCAAGAAAUUAUCACCCUGUGGUAAGCGGAAGCUUCCAGCAGAUGAAGGAACCUCAGAAGGCUUUCCCACUCAGAGUACGGGGAUGCACAUACAGAUGAACUCAUCAACUGUCCCUAUCCAGCCUGCUAUCAACGGGAUGCCACUUGGUGCCAUGACGACGCCUCAUGGCGCUUCCUCCAACGUAGCUUUGGGCUUCUCACAAGAUGGACUGACGCGUCAGUAUCUACCCGAACUGAACAACGUUAUUUCGCCUGUGGCACCCACUGAAUGCAAGAAGAAAGCCAAGAAACUCGGCAAGAAGGACUACGUGUCUAGUGCUACUAUACAAGCCUCACUAGUGCAACCGAGCGAGCUAUCUACCUCCCUCUUGACCCCCUCGACUGUACCAUCCAUGACCGUCACUGGAUUCGUGCCGUCCUCGUCGAUGUCGGUUGGUAUCAGCAGCCACACAAGCUCGGAUAAUGCUUACUCUGCAGCUGUAACACCUUCUUCGAUGGGGGCACUACCGACGCUAAACAUCGUGCGCAGCCGCCUUAUUCAGAGACAGCAGGCUGGUGGUCCGGAGCAACAACAACUAGUCCUUCAACAGCAACACUACGACUACAACGGGUUCUCUGGACUCGCAGCCCCUAACGGACAUCACGGCGUAGUUGCUCCUGGGAUGGAGAACCGACCUGAGAGUCUGGCGCAGUCCCUGGGCAUCACACGAGCUGAACUGAAUCCUGGCCAAAGUCCUGUUUUCUCGAACUCUUUUAACGAUCCGGUGAAUAUUCUUCUUCGUAUCAAGAAGUCACGGACGCCUUCAAGCGAAGGAAAACACGUGGGCACACUGCUAGAGCAAGGGGACGACCAGAACGAGAACUUGGCGUCACUACACAACUAUUUGCUGGGCAACAGUUUGUAUACCAAUCGUCUCCAGGCUCAACUGAAGUUCGUCGCAGAGGAGAAUGAAGCGCUCAGGCACCUGCUAGACACGAAGCAGCGAGAGGUAAAUACUCUGCAAGGCGAACGCAAGGCACUUCAACAGGAAAACGCGGUGCUCCUAGAGGACAAGAACAAGCUUUUCGAGAUCAAUCGGGACCUGCUGGGCAAGCUAUUUCCUCAGUGA
Messenger RNA from Phytophthora infestans T30-4, 1950 nucleotides. RefSeq names its product HSF-type DNA-binding protein, putative. The transcript has a single exon. The record is from RefSeq and is a predicted model, not a curated record. Gene Ontology annotation, molecular function: DNA-binding transcription factor activity; sequence-specific DNA binding. Gene Ontology annotation, biological process: regulation of DNA-templated transcription. NCBI's taxonomy places the organism in Eukaryota, Oomycota, Peronosporomycetes, Peronosporales, Peronosporaceae. Bases 220 to 1950 code for a protein of 576 amino acids.